This is a messenger RNA of Pollicipes pollicipes, 2384 nucleotides long. RefSeq names its product pleckstrin homology domain-containing family G member 5. Gene Ontology annotation, biological process: Rho protein signal transduction; endothelial cell migration. The transcript has 14 exons. The record is from RefSeq and is a predicted model, not a curated record. The coding region runs from base 251 to 2173 and encodes 640 amino acids. NCBI's taxonomy places the organism in Eukaryota, Metazoa, Arthropoda, Thecostraca, Pollicipedomorpha, Pollicipedidae. Gene Ontology annotation, cellular component: axon; plasma membrane; endocytic vesicle.
ACAGUUCGAGGAGAUUUGCCACCCGUACACCCGCUACUGCCUGGACCAAAACAACAGCAAGCUGUACUGUAAAAACCUGGCGCGCAGCAACGGCUUGUUUAACGGUUACCUCGCGUGGUGUGAAACGCAGAAGGACUGUAACCGACUGCGGCUGGUGGACAUCCUUGCGAAGCCUUGGCAGCGACUCACCAAAUACUCGCUGCUCCUCAAGGCCAUUCUGAAGAAGACCGAGCCGGCUGAGGAGCAGGACAUGCUCCGCGAAAUGAUCCAGGACGUGGAUAUAUUCGUGGGCAGCGUAGACGGAUCCUUGCGUAGCCGGCACGAACAGGAACGGCUCAGCGAGAUUAUCGGCAGGAUUGACAGCUACGACUGUGUGGAUACCAAGGACGACGAGCUGGAGCGGGCGACGCGGCCGCACCUGUCACUGGACCUCACCUGCCCCAUGCCAGGCUGCGGCGAGACGCACCGGCGCUACCUGCUAUUUGAGGGCGAGCUGAAGCUGCGCGACCACGUCACCUCAAAGGUGGAAGUGCGCUGCUUUCUCUUCACGGACAUGCUGCUCGUCUGCAAGCCGCUGACGAAGAAGGGCGACAAGGUGCGCGUCAUACGGCAGCCUUACGUCAUCGACCGCCUGCUGGUGCAGGAGGCGGCCAAAGACGCGGCGCUGCUCUGCGUCUACCUCAACGAGUAUCAGUCGGCCACGGCGGCGUUCACGCUCUACUGCUCCGAGGCCAAACACUGCAAGAGCUGGGUGGACUGGGUGAAGAAGGCGCAGGAGAAGUAUCGUGAGGCUCGCCUGGCUACCAUCAACCAGGAGUACGUGUUCUACGACGACGAUGACGAGCUGGAGCUCCCGGCCAGUGCCUUGCUGACUUCGCGCAGUCCACGGGGCAGCAGCCGGACCAGCCGCGUCCCCAGCCUGAUCCACUCACACAGCAGUUCGAUGGACAACAGCGACCCGAGCGGCGCGUCGAGCGUACUAACGGUUCAGACGAGCCCCGCCAGAGCGGUGCUGGCGGCGGCCGAGGAGCGGCUGAACCUUCCCGAGCGCUCCUCGUCGGAGGACAACCCGUCUGCCAAGCUGAAAGGCUCGCUCAGCCCUCGGGCAGAGAGGCGGCCGAUCCUGCGCUCGGUGGGCUCGACGCCGAACCAGUUGUCGGUGCUGACGCACCUGACGCCGGCCGGCCAGUCGCUGCCCAACCUGUCGGCCGAGGUGGCGCAUUCGCUGUCGGUGCCACCGCAGCGGACGCUCAAUCCGGCGCAGCGCGGCGUGACGUACCCGCCGCUGUCGCCACGCACUCUGCGCCGCAGUCCGGCCGUGCAGCCGCCGCCACCGCGCAACCCACCGCUGUCACGUGCCCAUCACGUGACGGCCGACGGCGGCAGCUCACCACCGCCGCCGGCGCCCUCGCUGCCGCCGCCUCCGCCGCCACCGCCGGCCGCCGCCAACCCGGGCGCGACCGCCGAGCCGGAGGACACCGAGGUGGACGGCGACGGUCGCAGUCGGCGGCACUCGCGCGACCGCCUCGAGAGUCGUCGCUACCACACGGCCGGUGCCAUCGAGGACAUCAAGAAGCAGGAGGCCCGGGACGCCAGCAUACACAAGCGCCUCUCGUGGAACUGUGGGCAGCAGCAGCCACCGCCGCCGCAUAUGGGACGGCAGAGCCAGGCGCUCAAGGGCGGCCGACACGGCACCACUUGCCUCAGCUCCGACAGCGUGCACAGCAGCAGUGGUGUGAGCAGCGUCAACAGUCUGCAUCUGAGCAUUGGCUCAGAGUUUGAGGAGGGGCUGCUCGGCGAGGACCUUGACGAGGCGCUGACAGCUGAGACGGAAGAGAGCCAGACGAUCGUGGAGGCGACGAAUCUGGCGCAGCGUUUGAAGCUCAGCCCACACAUAUCGACCACGUACAUCUCGGCCGACGAGCUGAGCUGCGCCGGCGUCUCAUGUGUCUCGUCCAGCGUACAAAACACGGAGAGCGGUGUCAAGAUCGACAUUUCGGAGGCGCCGGACGGCGUGCUCUCGCGGGUACAAAUCACCGUCAACGACGGCUCGCCGGCGGGCGCGGCGGCGGCCGACGCCGACGCCGACGCGCCGCCCGCCAGCCCGGCCGACCAGUGGAACCAGUUCGAGUUUCUGCUCAGCGACAACACUAUACGAGCAUCGGACGUAUGAGAUAAGGAGCACCUAAUUUAGCUAGCGUAGCGUCCUUGCGGCCGCACCGGCGGCUGCCUGGCCGCAUCCACCGCGCCGACUCCAAAGUUUCGCUGUGAUAUGACCUUGUUUGUUUUAUUUUCCGAGCCGGCCGCCGGCGCGAGCGCGGCGCCGCGCAGCGAGCCGUCGUGUUGCGUGUCACCGGGACCGGAGGUGUGCGCGGGCGAGGCCC